UUUGGAUACAAACGGUGCCUUAGGUCCAAGCUGAAUUGUGUGGCCUUGCUAGGAAAAACUGAAUAGCCAGGGCGCGCCGAUCAAUUGGCGGCAUCUUCACUUCGCCUUCAGCUCAGUAAACCCUAAAUUCGCCCAAACACACCCAAUUGCUAAAACGGGCAGUUUAUCUAAAUCAUUUGCUGUCAAAAUGGUCGACGAGGAGAAUAAAGUGCCCGCCGGCACCGCCAGUAGAGCAUCCAAUAAACGGACCUUUGAUUCCAUAGCCAUAUCCAAUGAAAAUGAUCCACUGCAAAUUCCAGAGAGACCGUUUCCCGUGACCAAGAAACGGGUCGUGUUGGGAGAGCUUAACAACUUGGGAAACGUUGUCGUGUCGAUUCAAAAUUCGGAUUUCACCGAAACCCACGAGUCCAAACGCAAAAUCAAGUUGACAAAAACUACAACCAGAAAUGUAGUUAAAGACACUGUCGACCCCGAGACUAGUAUUAAUUCUAGUCCUAAAGUUUAUCUGCAGAAAUGUGCUUAUGGUCCUCUCAUUUAUCAGCAUCUUCACUCCUUGGAGGUUGAGGAAAGGAGGAGGCCUUUGUCUAACUACAUGGAGAAGGUUCAGAAUAACUUGAUUCCUACUAUGCGUAUGGUUUUAGUUGAUUGGUUGGUGGAGGUUGCAGAAGAGUACAAACUUGUUUCAGACACCCUUUAUCUCGCAGUGUCAUACAUCGACAGAUUUUUGUCUUCUCACGUUUUAGCCAUGGAAAGGCUUCAGCUUCUCGGUGUAUCUUGCAUGCUUGUUGCAUCAAAGUAUGAAGAGAUCAGUCCGCCUCAUGUUGAAGAUUUUUGUUACAUUACAGACAAUACAUACACCAGAGAAGAGGUAGUGAAUAUGGAGAGGGAUUUGCUCAGUUUUCUGAAUUUUGAGAUCAGUAGUCCCACCACAAUAACAUUUCUCAGAAUCUUUAUCAAGGCCGCCCAAGAUAAUUUUUCUUUUCUAACUUUGCAAUUUGAAUUCUUGAGCUGUUACCUCGCGGAGCUGAGUUUGUUAGAUUAUAGUUGUGUGCGGUUCUUGCCAUCAAUGACUGCUGCUUCAGCUAUCUUUCUAUCAAGGUUUACAGUGUUGCCUAAAGUCCGCCCAUGGACUAUGGCACUACAACAAUGUACAGGUUAUAAACCAUCUGAACUGAAGGAUUGUGUUCUCGUAAUCCAUGAGUUGCAAUCUGGUAGAAGGGAAGCAACUGGGCGCGCAUUAAGAGAAAAAUAUAUGAAUCACAAGUACAAGUGUGUGGCUGCAUUGCAUCCUCCAGAUAUUCCUGCUUGCUUUUUCGACGAUGCUUGAACAAGAUGCUCAAGCCAAUUUCGAGCUUCCCCAAAGAUAGUUCACCAAGCAAUAUACUUUACUGGAUUUUGCUCGGCAGAACACCAGGUCUUUAUUUGAAUUUUACCAUCGCUGUCAACAGAUUCAACUUCUGAUUGUUUUCCCCGGCGAGGGACUUCAGGAUUUCUUAGCUCCAGAAAAGACGCAAUGGCGUGAAAAAUCAUUCUUUUCGAAUGGCUUGGGAUAAGGAUGUAUAGAUUAUGUUCAAGAAGGAUGGUCUAUACUCUGAUGUUUCAAACAUGGAAAUGGAAAAAAUUGUAAAUUUUGUUUGUUAUAAGUUAAGGUGGAUACUGUACAUGGCUUGCUAGUUUCUUCUUUCUGCAUUUAAUCUUUUGCCAGUUCAUUUACCAAUCUAUA
Solanum dulcamara is the source of this 1723-nucleotide messenger RNA. RefSeq names its product G2/mitotic-specific cyclin C13-1-like. NCBI's taxonomy places the organism in Eukaryota, Viridiplantae, Streptophyta, Magnoliopsida, Solanales, Solanaceae. Gene Ontology annotation, molecular function: cyclin-dependent protein serine/threonine kinase regulator activity. Bases 188 to 1327 code for a protein of 379 amino acids. Gene Ontology annotation, biological process: mitotic cell cycle phase transition; regulation of cyclin-dependent protein serine/threonine kinase activity. The record is from RefSeq and is a predicted model, not a curated record. The transcript has 8 exons. Gene Ontology annotation, cellular component: nucleus; cyclin-dependent protein kinase holoenzyme complex; cytoplasm.